Molecule: messenger RNA, 3019 nt
Organism: Cololabis saira (Pacific saury)
Lineage: Eukaryota; Metazoa; Chordata; Actinopteri; Beloniformes; Belonidae
Gene: foxn4
Product: forkhead box N4
Exons: 10
Coding region: 768-2312 (514 amino acids)
Biological process (GO): regulation of transcription by RNA polymerase II
Molecular function (GO): DNA-binding transcription factor activity, RNA polymerase II-specific; transcription cis-regulatory region binding
Source: RefSeq, a predicted model, not a curated record
UCGAGGGACUUACUGGGAAUAAGCUUGCAUGGCAGGAUAAGGAACAUGGAUACUUACUGAUUCUUUCUUUUAUAAAAAUGUGUUUAAAAGGACUUUUUUCUUUUGCACUUUUUUUUAAUCGUUAAUUUUGAAAAUACAGGGGCAUUUGCAGUUAUAUAUAAUGAAUGCUCUGCAGAAAACUUACACCUGAAGCGAUUUUUUUCCCUUUUUUUUGGAUUAAGACGCUCAGAGCGCACCUGUUAACCACUGGAGCGCCCGGCGCACCGGACAUUAGACAGACUGGGAACCCUCCGAGACACAUACUACAUGCUCUCAUCCGUUUUCUAAUCAUCCAAUAAGAAAGCACGAUGAAUAGACGGAGUUUAGUCCAACUUCUAAUGCAACUAUCGUGCGUUUGACUUCUGCGGUUGGAUGUGCGUAAAGGGAACGCGGCACACACGCAUAAAGUCACCACAAAACUCAAGCUCGCUGUUUUGGCACUUGCUGUUGAGGUGGUUGAUGUUGUAGGGGUUGGUGUUGACAGGCACUGAAUUAACAACAGCUGUCAAACUCAUGGGAUCAUCCUGCCCCCCGGGCUACUGGGAGCUCUGCUGAGAUCGCGACUGCGCAUGCCAAAGCGCUGGACAGCUCCAGAGAGGGAAAUUUAAAAAAGGGUUUUUUGGAGAAACAAGUGCAUCACCGUGGAAUACAGUACAGGGGCUCACAAUCGGCUCUCCCUUCUUGGAUAUCAACCAAAAACAGAAAAAAGCUACUACACAUCCUGGGAAAUGAUAGAAGGUGGAAUAACUUCCAGGAUGUCAGGAAUAAUUGAGAAUGCUGGGCAUCAUCCGUCACCACAGGACUACAGGCUUCUGACCACGGACCCCUCCCAGCUGAGGGUGGAGGACCUCCCUGGGGACCUGCAGUCUCUGUCAUGGCUAACCUCCGUGGAUGUGCCCCGGCUACAGCAGAUGGCUGACGGCAGAGGCCACAGCAACGGACCCUCCCAGGGCAGCCUGUUGGAGCAACAAACAGCUCAGCUGAGUAACGUGACCAUACCCGGGAGCCAAGGCACCAUGCUGCACCUCCAGAGUAACAUGCAGCACAGCCCCCUGGGAAUUAGUAUCAUCAACAAUCGCACUGGAAGUAUGUCUGAAUUCCAUAUGAAUGGGCUGCCCUCACCAGGGUAUCAGUGCCCUACCUCAGUCUACCAACCUGCAUCCCAACAGAUGUACUCUCUGACCCCAGCUGGGCAACAGUGUUCAACUGGCGGGCUUUACAGUAAUGUCUCUUUCAAUAACCAAAGUCUGUUCACACAACCUCGCCUGGCUCCACAAGAACCAGAGCUGCAGCCCAAGUCUUUCCCCAAGCCAAUCUACUCCUACAGCUGUUUAAUUGCUAUGGCUCUUAAGAACAGCAAAACAGGCAGCCUUCCAGUCAGUGAGAUCUAUAGCUUCAUGAAGGAACACUUUCCUUAUUUUAAGACUGCACCUGAUGGAUGGAAGAAUUCAGUCAGACACAACCUCUCCUUAAACAAAUGCUUUGAGAAGGUGGAGAACAAGACGAGCAGCUCAUCCCGUAAGGGCUGUCUAUGGGCACUGAACCCUGCCAAAAUUGACAAGAUGGAGGAAGAGAUGCAGAAGUGGAAACGCAAGGACCUCCCAGCCAUUCGCCGCAGCAUGGCUAACCCUGAUGAGUUGGACAAACUGAUCACAGACCGCCCAGAGAACUGCAGACGAAAGGCUUUAGAGCCAGGUAUGACCCGGCUGGCCGGCUGUCCAACUGGUCUUUCUCUGCCAGUCUCAACCCAGAUGUCGCCUCGGCCCAUUGUCACGCUGUCCCUGCCAUGUUUACCCAUGCACCAGCACCACCAGUUCCAAGCUCAGCUCCAGGCUCAGGCUCGACUGACGCCCAUGUCCCCCGCCCCGGCCCAAACACCACCCCUCCACACAGUCCCUGACCUUUCCCACAGUCCGCUCACCCAGCUGCCCAGCAAGCCUCCUGAUGAUUUUUACAGUCUGCACAGUGACACACACACAGAAGUGGAUGCACUGGACCCUAGCAUCAUGGACUUUGCGCUUCAAGGUAAUCUGUGGGAAGAAAUGAAAGACGACAGCUUUAACCUGGAUGCUUUGGGCACCUUCAGUAACUCACCCCUUCGACUAUCAGACUGUGACUUGGGAGCGGCCAACUUCCCUCCUGCCUCCAGUGGAGGGAACCUGCCGCUGCCAGAUGUGCAUGUGACGGGGCUCUACACCUACACAUCCCAAGACGCCCUCUCUUCCCAGUACAUGGGCGCCGCAGCCAACAGCAAGCCCAUCCCCCUGCUUUAAAGAAAUGUUUCUCACACAGAUUCACCAUGAUCUAUUCUGCAGUCUAUGGUGCCAGUUGAGGAACAUCUAGGGUUUGGUUUCUUCAGUGCUCUGAAAAGAUAUGGAACCUCCUAAAAGAAAAAUGUAUGAGAAUUGGUUCAGUCCAUAAGGAAACUGUUCAUCACAGACUAAAACAGUUGAUAAAUGAGAUGGUGGCUGUAAGAAAAACAAUGUAAGACAACAUCUAGCUUUGCCAAGCAAAGAAUCAAAAGCUGUUUGAGUACAAAGAUUGUGUGGAGAAAUAUGUGUAUGUUAGCAACUGUUCUGCUACUGAGUUUACUCUGCGUUUUAAAGCCUUUCCACAAUGUAGCCCCCGAACUCUUGUCUGUUGUAUUGUGCUAGACAUUAUUGCUGUGAAGUUUAAUUUAUAUUUAUAAAAGGCAGCUGGAGAAGGUGAUGACUCCAUCAAUCUUUUGCUGUAUAUAUUUGAAUGUUUGAUAUUUCUAUCAACACAGGAACUUUUUUUUUUUUAAUGACUGCAUUUACCCAAAUUGUUCCAAACUGCAAAAGUCCACAUCCAGCAAUCCAUAUUUUACAAAUUGCUUUUCUACACAUUGGUGAUUAGCAUGCUUGAGGGUUAGAUGUGUGUUAUGCUAAGUAAUUGGAUCAAAAUGAAAAUGGGUAAAUAAACAAAGCCUCUUGAUACUGAAUCGCAUUGAUGACAUUUA